UGAUUCCGCGCGUAUCCAAUGGCAGAGUCGAGGGGAGAUUAUGAGGAUUUAAUGUUGACGUUGAGGGAUUAGUGGUCCAGGGGAAACAGAGACAGACCCAGAAUCAAAUAGGCAAUGUUUUGACAUUGAUAUCGGCGCUGUAGCCUGUAAAGCAUCCUGCAGGAAAAGUCAUGAGUCAGUUUCGGGUGUUAGCGGGUGUGCUCAGGGGUCGUUGUGUAGGGGGGAGUCAGUGGCUGCGGGCGUGUGGAGGUGGAGGUGGCCCGGCCAGGCGCUGGGUUGAUCCCCGGAGAGGCUGCUCUUCUGAGGCUGCGCCCGUCCCCUCAGCGGUGGCCAGCAGCUCCAGCUAUGUGGAGGAGAUGUACUUUGCCUGGCUGGAGGAUCAUAAAAAUGUCCACGAGUCUUGGGACGCAUUCUUCCGUAACAUCCAGGCCUCCAGUCCGUCUGGCGAGGCGGGUGAGAGACGCCCCUCCGCUCUGCUCCAGGGCCGAGCGCUGUCCCACUCUCCAGACAUGGCACAGAAAGUUGUGGAGGACCACCUGGCCGUGCACACUCUCAUUAGAGCCUACCAGAUUCGUGGUCACCAUGUGGCCCAGUUAGACCCUUUGGGAAUCCUGGAGGCUGACCUCGACUCCUUCGUUCCCUCUGACCUGAUCACCACCAUUGAUAAAUUAGGUUUCUACGGUCUUGAUGAGUCUGAUUUGGAGCGGACCUUCCAACUGCCCCCCACCACCUUCAUCGGAGGAGGGGCCACCACUCUUCCUCUUAAAGAAAUCAUACGCAGACUAGAGACAUCCUACUGUAGUCACAUAGGGGUCGAAUUUAUGUUCAUAAACAACGUGGACCAGUGUCAGUGGAUUCGUCAGAAAUUUGAGACUCCGGGAAUCAUGCAGUUCACUAACGCUGAGAAGAGGACUUUGCUUGCCCGCCUGAUCAGAUCCACACGGUUUGAGGACUUCUUGGCCAGAAAAUGGUCAUCAGAGAAACGUUUUGGUCUGGAAGGCUGUGAAGUGCUCAUCCCUGCUCUCAAAACCAUGAUUGACAAGUCGAGCGCUGACGGCAUCGACAGCGUUAUCAUGGGGAUGCCUCAUCGGGGUCGACUGAAUGUGUUGGCCAAUGUGAUCCGUAAAGAACUGGAUCAGAUCUUCUGUCAGUUCGACCCCAAGUUAGAGGCUGCCGAUGAGGGGUCAGGGGAUGUCAAAUACCAUCUUGGGAUGUACCAUGAGAGGAUAAACCGUGAGACAGACAAAAACAUCACGCUGUCACUCAUGGCGAACCCCUCACAUCUGGAGGCAGUGGAUCCAGUGGUUCAGGGCAAAGCCAAAGCUGAGCAGUUUUAUAGAGGAGACACUCAGGGAAAGAAGGUGAUGUCCAUCUUGAUACAUGGUGACGCUGCUUUUGCUGGACAAGGAGUUGUGUAUGAGACUUUCCACCUGAGUGAGCUCCCCUCUUACACCACACAUGGUACAAUCCAUGUGGUGGUCAACAACCAGAUUGGCUUCACCACAGACCCUCGAGUGGCCCGCUCCUCCCCCUACCCCACCGAUGUGGCUCGGGUCGUCAAUGCACCCAUCUUCCAUGUGAAUGCUGAUGACCCCGAGGCUGUCAUGUACGUGUGUCGGGUGGCUGCAGAUUGGAGGACCACCUUCAAUAAGGAUGUCGUCAUUGACCUGGUUUGUUACAGGCGGUUUGGUCACAACGAGAUGGACGAGCCGAUGUUCACCCAGCCGCUGAUGUACAAACAGAUCCGUCGGCAGGAGCAUGUGCUGAAAAAGUACUCUGACAGACUCAUUGCUGAGGGAGUGGUGACACUGCAAGAAUAUGAGGAAGAGGUGGACAAAUAUGACAAGAUAUGCGAGGAGGCGUACACCAGCUCCAAGGAUGAAAAGAUUUUACACAUUCGACAUUGGCUCGAUUCUCCCUGGCCAGAUUUCUUCACAGCAGAGGGAGAGCCCAAGAGCAUGAGCUCUGUCCCCACAGGACUGGACGAGGAGGUCCUGCAGCACAUUGGACAGACAGCCAGCUCAGUGCCUCUGGAAGAUUUUAAGAUCCACCCUGGUGUGUCUCGUAUCCUGCGUGGUCGGUCCGACCUGGUGAAGAAUCGGCAGAUGGACUGGGCUCUGGGAGAGUACAUGGCCUUCGGUUCCCUUCUCAAAGAUGGCAUCCAUGUACGACUCAGCGGGCAGGAUGUAGAACGAGGCACCUUUAGUCACCGUCAUCAUGUUCUGCAUGACCAAGAGGUGGACAAGCGUACCUGUGUUCCCAUGAACCACCUGUGGGACAACCAGGCUCCCUACACCGUCUGCAACAGCUCCUUAUCAGAGUAUGGAGUGCUCGGUUUUGAGCUUGGCUUCGCCAUGGCCAGUCCCAACGCUCUGAUUCUCUGGGAGGCCCAGUUUGGAGACUUUCACAACACGGCCCAGUGUAUCAUCGACCAGUUCAUCAGCCCGGGCCAGGCCAAGUGGGUCCGCAACAAUGGUAUUGUCCUACUGCUGCCACACGGGAUGGAGGGAAUGGGUCCAGAACAUUCGUCAGCUCGACCUGAACGCUUCCUGCAAAUGAGCAAAGAUGAUCCUGAUCACUUUCCUGAGUUCAGUGGAGAUUUUGAGGUCCAGCAGCUGUAUGACUGUAACUGGAUUGUGGUCAACUGCUCCACACCUGCAAACUACAGUCAUGUGCUCCGACGGCAGAUUCAGCUGCCAUUCAGAAAACCGCUGAUCAUUUUCACUCCAAAGUCUCUGCUGAGGCACCCUGAUGCAAGGUCCAGUUUUGAUGAGCUUGCCAAAGGCACUAAAUUCAAGAGGUUGAUUCCAGACGAGAGCCCUGCCAGUAAAAGCCCAGCCCAAGUGAAGAGGGUGAUCUUCUGCACAGGCAAAGUCUACUAUGAACUGGCUAAAGAGAGGAAGAAGCAAAAACUGGAGAAAGACAUUGCCAUCAUCAGACUUGAACAGAUCUCUCCAUUCCCAUUUGACCUGGUCAGAGCAGAGACAGAGAAAUAUGCCAAAGCUGAACUGGUCUGGUGUCAGGAGGAGCACAAGAACAUGGGUUACUACGAUUACGUUCGGCCGCGCUUCCUAACAGUGGUGGCCAACAAGAAGCCCAUUUGGUAUGUGGGACGGGACCCUGCAGCAGCCCCCGCGACAGGGAACAAGUCCACCCACCUCAACGAGCUGAAGAGGUUCAUGGACACAGCUUUCAACCUGAGCGCUUUCCACGAGAAGAACUAGUAACUGAGAACUGGAGCAAGAAUCAGACUGGAGGUGCAGUUUCAUCUCCAACCGUCACAGCCUAUUCAUCAAGACUUGCUAUGACAAUUUGGCACAUUUUAAAAACUCUUUAAGCUUUGUGACAAUCUGGAGGAUAGAGUUUUUAGUAAAUAUAAUUUUAACUCUUGAUAUGUCAGGAACACUAACUGACUCAUGCAUAGAUCAGGUCUCUGUCAGAUUUACUAAGUGAUAAUUGCUCAUACCUAACCAAUAAUAGCUUGCAGUCUUUGACAACCUGCAGCGACUAUGAUGUGAGAAGCAUUAUGAGCACAACUGGGCUCAUAACAAAAAGUGGACACAUUCACUCACAAUCUUUUCAGGGCUUCAGGGUUUCUCCUAAAUGUGGCUUGUCAUCCACUGGGAAACAAGAUAGGACGACAAAUUGUGUGUCAAGUUAAAUCAAGUUAUACUUAUUUAUAUUGUCCUAAAUCCCCGUAUCAACUUUUAUUCUGUCUGGUUAAGGAGAACCUCCACACAAAUCACCUCAUUUCUAGAAUCAGGAAAUUUACAGGACGAUAUUAUGUAGCCUGAUUUCAACUUUACUGAAUCUGCACUUUAUUCAAUCAGCACUAUUUAACACAGGGCUUUUAUGAGGGCUUUAAAUGGAUGGUUUGGAUUUACUGAAGUGAGGUUGUAUGAGGUAAUUAUUUAUAGUCAGUGUAUUACAUACAAUAGAUGGCGUUCAGUACUUCCCCAGUUUGGUGAAGCUGGCAGGAGGACCGACAGGGAAGCUAAGCUAAGUCCUGCUGUGGACAGGGGCUGCAGCAAAUGUAAUUUAGCUACCUAAAAAAGGGGCCACUUGAAAAAAAAACACUAUCAAUAUAAGUGUAUGCUAUAUUUUUUAAAAACCUGCCACUUUACCUUGCCAUCAGACUGAACUUUAUGUCAGGGAACUGAAGUUAUUAUAUCCAUCUCUUCUCUCUUGAAAGCCACCAGACUCCAUUGACAAAAACAGUAAUUUUACCUCAAAUAACAUGGGAGUCGAAGGUAUUCUACUUUCUCAAGAGGUUGGUUAGUUUGUGUUAUUUUGUAACUUUGGUGAAUCCUAACUAACCCUUUAAAACGUCAAAGUCACACAAUAACAACAAUUAGCUGUGUGGUGAUGUAGCAACAGUACACUCUUUGUACGCCUAAUAACAUUCACACAGCCGAAUUUAGAUUUAUGACAUCACUGUUAUUAGAGUAGCUUUAGAUACCUGCACUGCUGAAUACUAGUACAUAGUACUGAAUAAUUGUAUUUGUGUUGAUUUUUGUAGAUGAAUAGUUGAAGCUAUGAGACGCACACAAAACACCAACUGGUGUAUCUAAACAAAUGAAUGUGAAAUACAUAUCACAGGUAUGAAGACUGUUUUGAAAUUUAACACAUCAGUAGGUUUAGUGCCUGUUUUUGCUUUGGCUACCUUAGCUGUUAGUGAAGGGGUGUGUAUUUAUUGUCACACUUCACUUCACCAGGAGACAUGAGCCAGCUGGCACAGAGACUUGCAGCCAUGUUUUCUACUUAGGACAUACGGCUCGGCUUCCUCUUUGGAGGCUGAGGGAUGCACACACAUAAACACAGCAAAGCUUUGGAUGCUUUUGAGAGCAAUAUUGACGCUUGGUUGUCACAUUAAAAUCCCCAGGUAUUUAACAGAAUUGAUAUUUGUUACCUCUGUGUUUAGAAAUGUUCCAUAAAAUUAUGCUUCCAGUUUAGCCAUGGUGUAGCUUACCCUUUCCACUUCAUUUUACAGUUUGUGUGUUCUAGUUUUUUAAUAAAGAAAACAUGUCCACAUGGUAGAGUGGUUAUGGAGAAAUAGGCACACAUUUACACUGGGAAAAAUAAAAUAUGCAAUAAAGUAUAU
Molecule: messenger RNA, 5101 nt
Organism: Centropristis striata (black sea bass)
Lineage: Eukaryota; Metazoa; Chordata; Actinopteri; Perciformes; Serranidae
Gene: ogdhl
Product: oxoglutarate dehydrogenase L
Exons: 23
Coding region: 171-3224 (1017 amino acids)
Biological process (GO): tricarboxylic acid cycle
Cellular component (GO): mitochondrion; oxoglutarate dehydrogenase complex
Molecular function (GO): thiamine pyrophosphate binding; oxoglutarate dehydrogenase (succinyl-transferring) activity
Source: RefSeq, a predicted model, not a curated record